Messenger RNA from Capsicum annuum, 1408 nucleotides. RefSeq names its product UPF0481 protein At3g47200. The record is from RefSeq and is a predicted model, not a curated record. The transcript is spliced from 2 exons. NCBI's taxonomy places the organism in Eukaryota, Viridiplantae, Streptophyta, Magnoliopsida, Solanales, Solanaceae. Bases 129 to 1397 code for a protein of 422 amino acids.
AUAUAUUUCUAUAUUUUAUAGUUUUGCCAUCAACAACAUAUUCUAAAAUUGUUGCAUUCAUUUGGGGUUUCGUUAAUGCAGUGAAAAAGUUCAAUGAUUUAACGAUUUUGGAGAAGCUAGUACUACUCAUGUCUAAAGGAGAGGUGAAAGAAGUAGAUGUAUCCUACACAAAUGUGGAAACCAAUGAUCAUGUACUCGAUAUCGUGCAAGAAGAAGAGGAAGAAGAAGAUCUUGUACAAUCAAUUCGAGAAAAGAUGGAAAAUACCUCGAGUUUUCAUCGUAUCAACAGAGUUCCCGAUGAACCUAAAAAGAAAAGCGAACAUAGUUACUCACCUAAGUUAGUCUCGAUAGGUCCUCUUCACCAUGGUGUUGACAACCUUAAGGACGCGGAGGAACACAAGUGGUGUUAUCUCAACACACUUGUUAGUAGAAAACCUAUAAACACAGAAACCAUAUUAGAGAAUUGUGUUCAAACACUUAGAAGUUUAGAGGACAAAGCAAGAAAAUGCUAUGGUGAAAACACAAAUGAGCAUAUUGGAAGUAAUGAAUUUGUCCAAAUGAUGUUACUUGAUAGUGGCUUUCUCAUUGAGCUCUUCAUCAAGUUUGCUAUAAAGGGAUUUCGACGUAGAGAUGACAUGUUCUUUAGCGAUUCUGAGAUGUUCUUUCGUCUCAGAUGUGAUUUGAUUCUGAUGGAAAACCAAAUCCCUUUCUUCGUCCUUCACCAAGUGUUUCAUUUGGUUCCCAUCCCUAAAGAGUGUACUACUUACUCCCUCAUUCAACUUGCCUUACUCUUCUUUCGGAAGUUGAUCCCCGGAGAAGGAGUUGUAAGUACAGCGAGAUACAGUCCGGAUAUUCACCAUUUACUGGACUUAAUACACCAUUGUUACCUCCCAACAAGUCUGCAAAUUCACUCAAAUGGAACACAAAAACAUAUGCAUAAUGUACUGCAUCUGCGUCAUGUAUUAGGGAUCAAGUUCAAGAAAGCAAUAAGUGAAAGUGUAAUGAAUAUAAGACUUACCAAAAACAAAGUAUUGGAAAUCCCAACAUUAAAACUACAUAGGUACUCUGAGGUUUUGUUCAAGAACAUGGUGGCAAUGGAGCAAUGUGGUGGCAGGAAGCACGUCGCGUCGUACGUUUACCUCAUGAAGAGUCUUGUAAGGUCUGCAGAAGAUGCAAGUUAUUUAACAGAAAGGGAGAUUUUGGAUAGCAGUUUGUAUAAUGAUGAAAAGAUUUAUCAACUAAUGGAGGAGCUUAAUGUGAAACUUGAUGUUAAAGAUUUCUAUUAUAGUGGACUUUGUGAGAAAGCUAAUGGCUAUAAGAAGAAAAAUGUGUGGAAAGAAUGGAGGCAGAAAAUUAGCAGUGUGUAUAAAAAGACUGUCAAAGGAAUUUCAUGCUAACAUUUUUAUUG